AUGUCACUGGGGGAAACCAUCUGCCUGGAUCGCAGUAGCCUAGCGCAGCUAGAGAACCUGUGCAAGCAGCUCUACGAGACCACGGACACCGCGACACGGCUGCAGGCAGAGAAAGCCUUGGUUGAGUUCACCAACAGCCCGGACUGCCUGAGCAAGUGCCAGCUGCUUCUAGAAAGAGGGAGUUCAUCCUACUCCCAGUUAUUGGCAGCUACAUGCCUUACAAAACUCGUGUCACGCACAAACAACCCUUUACCGUUGGAACAACGAAUAGAUAUUCGGAAUUAUGUGCUCAACUACCUUGCCACUAGGCCAAAGUUGGCGACGUUUGUCACGCAAGCACUAAUCCAGUUAUAUGCCAGGAUCACCAAGUUGGGCUGGUUUGACUGUCAGAAGGACGAAUAUGUCUUCAGGAACGUGAUCACAGAUGUCACAAGGUUUUUACAGGAUAGUGUAGAGCACUGCAUCAUAGGAGUGACAAUCCUGUCCCAACUAACUAAUGAAAUUAAUCAAGCGGACACCACUCACCCACUGACCAAGCACAGGAAAAUAGCCUCUUCCUUCCGAGAUUCAUCCUUGUUUGAUAUUUUCACGCUGUCAUGCAAUUUACUGAAACAGGCGUCUGGGAAGAACCUGAACCUGAACGAUGAAAGCCAGCACGGUCUGCUCAUGCAGCUCCUCAAGCUCACGCAUAACUGCCUGAACUUCGAUUUCAUCGGCACGUCAACAGACGAGUCCUCAGAUGAUCUUUGCACUGUGCAGAUCCCAACCAGCUGGAGAUCAGCAUUCUUGGAUUCUUCGACCCUUCAGUUGUUUUUUGAUCUUUAUCAUUCCAUCCCUCCUUCGUUUUCUCCUUUGGUUUUAUCCUGCUUGGUGCAGAUAGCCUCAGUACGCAGAUCCCUCUUCAACAACGCGGAACGGGCAAAGUUUUUGUCUCAUCUCGUCGAUGGAGUUAAGCGAAUACUGGAAAACCCACAGAGUUUGUCAGACCCAAAUAACUACCAUGAGUUCUGCCGAUUGCUGGCCCGGUUGAAAAGCAAUUACCAAUUGGGAGAACUGGUGAAGGUGGAGAACUACCCCGAGGUCAUCCGACUCAUCGCCAACUUCACCGUGACCAGCCUGCAGCACUGGGAGUUUGCGCCGAACAGCGUGCACUAUCUCCUCAGCUUGUGGCAGCGCCUGGCUGCGUCGGUGCCCUACGUGAAAGCCACCGAGCCGCACAUGCUCGAAACCUACACGCCAGAGGUCACGAAAGCUUACAUCACCUCCAGGCUGGAAUCCGUGCACAUCAUCCUGAGGGAUGGUCUGGAGGAUCCCCUGGAUGACACUGGCCUUGUGCAACAGCAGCUGGAUCAGCUGUCCACCAUCGGCCGGUGCGAGUACGAGAAGACCUGCGCUCUGCUUGUGCAGCUCUUCGACCAGUCGGCCCAGUCCUACCAGGAGCUGCUGCAGAGCGCCACCGCCAGCCCCAUGGACGUUGCUGUGCAGGAAGGGCGCCUGACCUGGCUCGUCUAUAUUAUCGGGGCGGUGAUCGGUGGUAGGGUCUCGUUCGCCAGCACGGAUGAGCAGGACGCGAUGGAUGGCGAGUUGGUUUGUCGAGUACUGCAGCUGAUGAACCUGACGGACUCUCGGCUGGCGCAGGCCGGGAAUGAGAAGCUGGAGCUCGCCAUGCUGAGCUUCUUUGAGCAGUUCCGGAAGAUCUAUAUUGGAGAUCAGGUGCAGAAGUCUUCCAAGCUGUACCGCCGGCUCUCGGAGGUCCUGGGGCUGAACGAUGAGACCAUGGUCCUGAGCGUCUUCAUAGGAAAAAUCAUCACCAACUUGAAGUACUGGGGUCGCUGCGAGCCCAUCACCUCCAAGACGCUCCAGCUGCUCAACGACCUCUCCAUCGGGUACAGCAGCGUCCGGAAGCUGGUGAAACUGAGCGCCGUACAGUUCAUGCUGAACAAUCACACGAGCGAGCACUUUUCCUUCCUGGGCAUUAACAAUCAGUCCAACCUGACUGACAUGAGGUGUCGGACUACGUUCUACACUGCACUGGGGCGGCUCCUCAUGGUGGAUUUAGGGGAGGAUGAGGAUCAGUAUGAGCAGUUCAUGCUCCCCCUCACAGCUGCCUUUGAGACGGUGGCCCAGAUGUUCAGCACAAAUACCUUCAAUGAACAAGAGGCAAAAAGAACUUUGGUUGGUUUGGUGAGAGACUUGAGGGGAAUAGCGUUUGCCUUCAAUGCCAAGACCAGCUUCAUGAUGCUGUUUGAGUGGAUCUACCCAUCCUACAUGCCAAUCCUCCAGCGCGCGAUCGAGCUCUGGUACCACGACCCAGCCUGCACUACGCCCGUCCUCAAACUGAUGGCCGAGCUGGUACACAACAGAUCCCAGCGGCUGCAAACGAGUAAAAUGAUAACCACGUAUGGAAAUCGUAUCCUAACGCUUGGGGAGGUCCCAAAGGAUCAAGUCUAUGCCUUGAAGCUCAAGGGGAUUUCCAUCUGCUUCUCUAUGCUGAAGGCUGCGCUGAGCGGGAGCUACGUCAACUUCGGGGUGUUCCGUCUGUACGGGGACGACGCGCUGGACAACGCCCUGCAAACCUUCAUCAAGCUCCUGCUCUCCAUCCCUCACAGCGACCUCCUGGAUUAUCCCAAGCUCAGCCAGUCGUACUAUUCCUUGCUGGAAGUUCUUACCCAGGACCACAUGAACUUUAUAGCCAGUCUGGAGCCUCAUGUAAUCAUGUAUAUUCUCUCUUCCAUUUCCGAAGGCCUCACUGCACUAGACACCAUGGUUUGCACGGGCUGCUGCUCCUGUCUGGACCACAUCGUCACCUAUCUCUUCAAGCAACUGUCCCGCAGCACCAAGAAGAGAACCACCCCUCUGACCCAGGAGAGCGACCGCUUCCUGCACAUCAUGCAGCAGCACCCCGAGAUGAUUCAGCAG
Eurypyga helias (sunbittern) is the source of this 2919-nucleotide messenger RNA. It is a transcript of the gene XPO7, whose product is annotated as exportin 7. NCBI's taxonomy places the organism in Eukaryota, Metazoa, Chordata, Aves, Eurypygiformes, Eurypygidae. Gene Ontology annotation, biological process: protein export from nucleus. The annotation marks the transcript as partial. The record is from RefSeq and is a predicted model, not a curated record. Gene Ontology annotation, molecular function: nuclear export signal receptor activity; small GTPase binding. Gene Ontology annotation, cellular component: nuclear pore; cytoplasm. The transcript has 26 exons.